GUACAGAGAAGGUAAUUAGCGAAUUGAUUCCUGUACGUACACGGUGGGCAGGCGGUGAGAGCUGGAGAGGGACCAGACGCCACGAUAAGGGGACUUGGGGCCCAGACACACGCGCCUUUCUCAGCUGCGGCUGAGAUGCAAUGAACUAUUAACCGAAUACGCCCAUGAGCAUUUCUUUCCACGAGACCUGCGCCUUGAUCUUCCCUACCUUGAUUACUACAUACGAGAGACCACGUCCCGAGGACGAAUAGCCCUGCUUUUCGAAUCCACACCACGAUGCCUCAGACGACCACCCAACAGCCCAAGCAACAGCAGCCCAUGGGCGCGCAGGACCAGCGCACCGGCGUUGUGACGCGCCAGCCCAUGUCUGAACCGCGUCCCAAUGCUGAGAGCCAACCCGAGAUGUCGCUUCGCGGUGGAGGUCUGAACUGCGGAUUUGACUGCUGCGACGGAUCGUGCCGAUUCUACAAGAGCUGCUGCUGAGGUGUUUUCGAUUGAUUUAUCUUCGCACGCAAGCGAAAACACGACGAUAAUUACGAGCAAUGAUACCACAGGCGGAGGGGGGAAGUUAGAGUUGAGACAUUAUGCAGAGCGAGCGUGGAGACGAGCGCGCGAUUGCACGCACGUGGAGUGCCAAUUACUGCCUUACUAUGAGUUAAUCGACAGCUAAAAAACAAGCCCACGAGCCUUGUAAUUUCGAAGCAACCUGA
Emericellopsis atlantica is the source of this 710-nucleotide messenger RNA. RefSeq lists its product as uncharacterized. Lineage: Eukaryota; Fungi; Ascomycota; Sordariomycetes; Hypocreales; Bionectriaceae. The coding region runs from base 277 to 483 and encodes 68 amino acids. The transcript is spliced from 2 exons. The record is from RefSeq and is a predicted model, not a curated record.